Xyrauchen texanus (razorback sucker) is the source of this 1708-nucleotide messenger RNA. Its product is annotated as adenosine receptor A1-like. Gene Ontology annotation, cellular component: dendrite; synapse; membrane. The record is from RefSeq and is a predicted model, not a curated record. Gene Ontology annotation, biological process: G protein-coupled adenosine receptor signaling pathway. Bases 349 to 1338 code for a protein of 329 amino acids. Gene Ontology annotation, molecular function: G protein-coupled adenosine receptor activity. The transcript is spliced from 3 exons. NCBI's taxonomy places the organism in Eukaryota, Metazoa, Chordata, Actinopteri, Cypriniformes, Catostomidae.
UCACGCUGUUCUGCUUAACUGUGACUGAAUCUAAUGGCUGGGAAUGUGUGCUCGCAAAGAGUCUGAAGGGACUCAUUUUGGUUCACUGUGGAACUGGACUUUUAGACACACGGACAUGAUGAUAAUGCCGCGGAGGAAUUUCGGAGAGGACGCUUGCUCUCAGAUUCGGUUUCUAAAACUUCUGUUUUCCUCCAGCACAAUGUAACUGAAACCGAGAUGUAAACCAGAAAUAAUUUGCUAGAUUUGAAUGAAAUCUUCUCAAACGUCGAACUCGAGGAUCAAACACAUAUUAAAAGCCUGGGGAAUCAUUUAUCCUGUUAAACAGACGCUCUCGUAUUCCUCGCAAGGAUGCCAGAUGUAUUGUCUCUUUACAUUGCCAUGGAAGUGCUCACUGCUCUUUCUUCUGUCAUUGGGAAUGUGAUGGUAGUCUGGGCUGUAAGAAUUAACCGAUCUUUACGGGACACGACCAUUUACUUCAUCGUCAGUCUGGCUCUGGCAGACAUUGCGGUCGGAGCACUUGUCAUUCCUCUGGCUAUAACCAUAAGCAUCGGAUUUAAGACUCAUUUUUACAGCUGUCUGCUUGUGGCAUGUACUGUACUGGUUCUUACUCAAAGUUCAAUACUUGCCCUCCUGGCUAUUGCUCUUGACCGCUAUCUGAGGGUCAAGAUACCAAUGAGAUAUAGAGAGUUGGUGACUCCAAAGCGUGCAGGGACAGCAGUGGUGGUGUGCUGGAUGGUGGCCAUUGUAGUUGGCCUGACUCCCAUGUUGGGCUGGAACAAUCUGGAGAAGCUACGGCAGACCAACGGCACUCUGGGAGCUGACUUUCUUGUAACCUGUGAGUUUGAGAACGUCAUCAGUAUGGAGUACAUGGUCUACUUCAACUUCUUCGGCUGGGUUCUACCACCUCUCGUCCUCAUGUUGCUCAUCUACGCUGAGAUAUUCUACAUGAUACACAAGCAGCUUAAUAAGAAAGUCACUACCAACCAGACCGACCCUACCCGAUAUUACGGAAAAGAACUAAAGCUUGCAAAAUCUCUUGCGCUGGUACUCUUUUUGUUCGCUGUUAGCUGGUUGCCUUUGCAUAUCCUGAAUUGCAUCACUCUCUUCUGCCCUGAUUGUGACAAUUCCAAGUACCUCCUCUAUAUUGCUAUCUUACUCAGUCAUGGCAACUCUGCCGUCAAUCCCAUUGUUUAUGCAUUUCGCAUAAAAAAAUUCCAGAAUGCUUUCGUUAAGAUCUGGAAACAGUAUGUGUGCUGCACGGAGGUUACACGUCUGGAUGAUCGGCCCAGCUUUCGUAGAGAUGGCAAAGAGAGAAGACUGCAGCACAAUGACAUCUGACUAAACACUAAACAGGGGUUCUAUAUGAGAACUUUUUUAAUAUAUUACAUUAGAUGAACAGUCUGAAAUGAAUGCUGUCAGUUGUUAGAAGACAUUUGCCACAGAAUUGGUGAAAACCAGAUGAAACAUUAGUGGAAAUGUUUCCUUGAAAUAUUCAGUUUUCCAAUAAAUGGUGCAUAGAAUAAAUUGCAUCAUAGAUGGGGGACCAUAAAAUGAUAGAAAAUUGCCUCUUUCAGAGAAAUAACAACACAGUCCAACUGGCACUUCGAUCUGUGGGAAAGAAUUAUCAUGUUCAUUGUGCUCUGACUGAAAAGGGCUUUAUGUAUUGACAGCAAAAGUGCAGUCAAAGCUGGCUUGGUAUGACAAACAU